CUAGUAUCUCCAUUCUAAAGCAGAAAGGAGUAGCAGACUCUGAACCAGACUGAGACUCUUCACACCUCGCUAUGAUCUGCUGUCUGUUAUUAACUCUGUUCGCUGUGGUGUCAGCGGACCGGCUGCCCCGCAGCUGCGGCACCUGCGACCCGAGUACGUGCGCGCCUCUUCCGGCCGAGGGCUGCUCCUCCGAGACGCUGCUGGACGCGUGCGGCUGCUGCAAGCUCUGCGCGUCCGGGGUGGGAGAGCCGUGCGGGGGAAGCGGAGACUCAGCCAAGCGCUGCGCGUCCGGACUCGAGUGCGUCAAGAGCGACAAAGACAAGAAAAGUAAAUCAGGGGCCUGGGUCUGCGAAUGCAAGAGCAACUAUCCCGUGUGCGGCACUGACGGCGUGAACUAUAAAAGCGGCUGUGAGCUGAAAGAAGCAAGUGUGAAAGCAGUGAAGGAGAAAAAACCCGAGAUUAAGAUUAAGAACAAGGGCGAAUGCGCUCAAGCACCACUUAUUGUAACAGCUCCGGGAGAGAUCUGGAAUGUGACCGGCUCACAGGUCUUCCUAAGUUGUGAAGCCACCGGGAUACCCACACCUGUGCUCACCUGGAGAAAGGUAUCUAUUAACAAAGAAAAUACUCUUCCACUCCCUGGAGACAAAGAGAACCUGGCCGUCCAGACUCGCGGAGGUCCGGAAAAGCACGAGGCUACUGGCUGGGUGCUUAUAUCUCCACUUACCAAGGAUGAGGACGGCUCCUACGAGUGUCACGCCAGCAACAUCCAGGGUGAAGCAUCGGCUGUGGGCACCAUUCAUGUGGUGGAUUCCAUCAUUGACAUUCCACACAAGAAGGGGAAGGAUGCCGAGCUGUAAGAGGACAUGGCCUCUGACUGAGAUGUUGAAACACUACACCUGUGCACUGAUGACAAGCAUCUAGCACAAUCAAUCACUGCUCUCUCACACCGCCUGAACCACAAACAGCAGCUCGCACAUGGGCACUUUAUUCUAUAGAAGCUGUUCAGAGACACAGAUAUACACUUUACCUCACUCUACAGUUAGUCUGCCCACAUAACUUCAAUACUGUAAAUCUCUAACCGGGAUUACCAUCAGAUUGAUUUUUUGUAAAGAUACACGCACUUAUAC
Molecule: messenger RNA, 1127 nt
Organism: Carassius carassius (crucian carp)
Lineage: Eukaryota; Metazoa; Chordata; Actinopteri; Cypriniformes; Cyprinidae
Product: insulin-like growth factor-binding protein 7
Exons: 5
Coding region: 72-857 (261 amino acids)
Biological process (GO): regulation of cell growth; regulation of signal transduction
Cellular component (GO): extracellular region
Molecular function (GO): insulin-like growth factor binding
Source: RefSeq, a predicted model, not a curated record